CGCAGACAGAUGAGUCCGAUUAAUAGUCUGUGGUUCAAGUGGAAGAGCCUCCGAUUACCCUGGCGAAGAUCCUUCCUCGUCGGGCAUGAUCUCGCGGGAAAUACAUACUGGGAAUUCAGGGACAGACUGAAUGCAGGCCGUUACCGACGGAUACUCAAGCCUCCUCCUAGAACCCAUUAUGGCGACGUCGAAGUGAGCCAACCACCGUCGAUCCAAGAACAGCAGGAAGAUCUCCUGAGGCAGCAAAGAAUCCAGUUACUAGCUGAUAUGCAGAAGAAGAAAUGGGAGGCAGAACAAGCACGAUUGGACGCGCCAACAACACAACAGCCACGGCCUGCAACACAGACGAGCAAUCCGACAAUGAAAGCGGCCUCGAAUGCACCUGCACCAGGAUCGGAGUCUAAGCCCCAAACGAAUGACCCAGCUCAAAUCAAGGCCUCGGCCCAAGGAGACCCUUUUUUCCGGCCCAAGGACGCACCAGGCGAGAAAUGGCAGCCCGAGACAUGGACUCCAAAGCCGGCCAAUAGGUGA
This is a messenger RNA of Aspergillus nidulans FGSC A4, 531 nucleotides long. RefSeq lists its product as uncharacterized. The coding region runs from base 10 to 531 and encodes 173 amino acids. The record is from RefSeq and is a predicted model, not a curated record. NCBI's taxonomy places the organism in Eukaryota, Fungi, Ascomycota, Eurotiomycetes, Eurotiales, Aspergillaceae. The transcript has 3 exons.